AUGGUCCUGGACCGUGAGUCCCAGGAUAGCGACUCAUCCUCCUCCUCCGAGGAUUCUGGAGAUGAGGACACGGAUUUUUCUGUGGGACAAGAGCAGCCGGAGUCCAGUUCCCAUGAAGAAAGUUCAGACGACGAGAGCGAAGGGGAGAUGGAGACGGAGAACGCACCAUCGGGAUGGAAUUCAAAGAAUGGAAAAAUCAUUUGGUCCCCCACAAAUUUGGAGACCCUCCGCUAUGUUCCAGCGCCGACAAAUAUCACCCCAGGUCCGACACACUACGCCGCGGCCCGAAUCAGGGACCCGGCAUCCAGCUUUUCACUUUUCCUGACGGAUGAAAUUGUGCAGCUCACCGUGGAUAUGACCAAUCUGCACGGGAGACGCUCCGUGGCCGACUGGCGAGAAAUGGACUGUGACGAAUUUCGAGCAUAUGUGGGGUUGCUAAUUUUGGCCGGCGUCUACAGAUCAAAAAAUGAAUCGUCACUCAGCCUCUGGGGAGAAAAAUACGGACGGGACAUUUUCCGGGCCACCAUGUCCCACAAGCGCUUCCACCAAAUCGGCGGGGCGCUCAGAUUUGACGAUAAGCUUUCCCGACCCCGACGCCGUGAGGACAAGCUGACCGCGUUCCGCAAAGUGUGGGAUAUGUGGACCUAUCAUCUGGAGCUGCUUUUCAACCCGGACAGAGACAUUUGCAUUGAUGAGCAGCUGGUGCCGUACCGAGGACGGUGCAGAUUCAAGCAAUAUAUCCCAAGCAAGCCUGCAAAGUACGGUUUGAAAAUAUGGGCCGUAUGCAAUGUCAAAACCUCCUACGCCUGGAGACUCCAGGUGUACACCGGCAAAGCUGGCGACCGCGCGGAGGUAAACCAGGGGAUGCGGGUGGCCCUGGAGCUAACAGAGGGGCUCCAGGGAAACGUGGUGACCUGUGACAAUUUUUUCACCUCCUUUGCCCUGGGAGAAGAGCUGCUGAGGAGGAAAAUUGCCCUGGUGGGCACGAUCAGGAAAAACAAGACGGAGCUUCCACCUCAAUUGCUCCAAACAAGACGAAGAGCGAUCUUCUCCUCAGUCUUCGCCUUCACUCUCACGCACACCAUCGUCUCCUACGUCCCUCGACGCGGCAAGAACGUGCUACUAAUGAGCACAAAACACCGCACACCCGGUGUGAGCGAGGGACAGAAGCGAAAGCCCGUAAUUAUUCAAGAUUAUAACAGGUGCAAAGGAGGUGUGGACAACCUCGACAAGGUUGUUGGAACCUAUUCCUGUAGAAGGAGAACAAAUCGUUGGCCAGUGGCCCUCUUUCAUAACCUGCUGGAUGUGUCCCUCUACAAUUCCUUCGUGCUGUGGACAACGAUUGACCCAGCCUGGAAACAGCCGAAAAAAUACAGGAGGAGGUUGUAUAUUGAAGAGGUGGCCGAAGCUUUGAUAAAACCACACAUAUCGAAGCGAGGACGCCUUCCCCGCUCCUCAAGUGCUGCAGAUGUUGUGACGGAUGCGCAGAGUGCCGCUGCAGGCCCCGCUGCAGGCCCCGCCCCAGGCCCCGCUCCAGGCCCCGCUCCAAUCCCUAAAACGAAGUGCAGGAAACAGUGCCAGUUAUGCACUGAUAAAAGGAGGCGCGUCGUCAGCACCUGCUGCAAAUGCAAAAAGCCGGCAUGUAAGGACCACUGUCUGUCCAUUUGCAGCCUCUGCUUCAAAUGA
Molecule: messenger RNA, 1686 nt
Organism: Oreochromis aureus
Lineage: Eukaryota; Metazoa; Chordata; Actinopteri; Cichliformes; Cichlidae
Product: piggyBac transposable element-derived protein 4-like
Exons: 2
Coding region: 1-1686 (561 amino acids)
Source: RefSeq, a predicted model, not a curated record